Messenger RNA from Gigantopelta aegis, 405 nucleotides. Its product is annotated as CD40 ligand-like. The transcript is spliced from 2 exons. Gene Ontology annotation, molecular function: tumor necrosis factor receptor binding. The coding region runs from base 1 to 405 and encodes 134 amino acids. The record is from RefSeq and is a predicted model, not a curated record. Gene Ontology annotation, biological process: immune response. Lineage: Eukaryota; Metazoa; Mollusca; Gastropoda; Neomphalida; Peltospiridae. Gene Ontology annotation, cellular component: membrane.
AUGACCUUAAACGGAAGUAAGCUGAGAUGGAAGACGGCAUCGUCGUCCAUUGGACGGAACAUAACCUACGUCCAAGAUGGCGGCCUGCAGGUGAAUGUUGCUGGGUUGUAUCAUAUCUACUCACGGCUGGUGUUUGUGGAUGACGGGAAGGACACAGCUGACAGAACGGUCUCUUACUCCAUCUGGCUGCGCAGCUCGGGCAAGGAAGACGAGAAACUAUUGGACAGCGUUUCCUCCGAAUGUAAAAUGACGUCAUCAGUUAAUGGCGUCAUACCCAGCUUCCAAAGCGCAAGCUUUGAGCUGGAAGCAGGUGAUAUUGUCGAGGUGCGCGUGAGUGAUGUGGCGCAUCUUCAUAACUUUGGCGAUAAGAACGAUAAUUAUUUUGGACUUUAUUAUGUGAGGUGA